AACGCCUCAACUGUCGAAGGGUCCCACAUGAGGGGCAUUCUGUAAUUAAAGUCAAAAUCAGUGGUCCAAUUGGUAUUACAAUUGAUACUUUUUUAUAUUUACUUAACGGCCCCCUUCCAGUCUGACCUGCAACAUCUUCUUAUACUUCCUCUCCAACAAACACCGCCGGCCACACCAUCCACAAUCCUCUCACUCAACUGUUUUUUUCGGUCACUGUGCUCGCCGGAAACUGACAUUAUCGGCUGAGAAAGCGGUGUCGCCGCCUAUACAGACGCAAAUGCAUCUCCUCCUCCACUGCCGUGGUUUUCGGCUCGUUAGAGCUUUGUUCUGUGCUGCGGCUGUGCUUGAGUGGUUCACGGCGACGGCUCAGCUCCAACACCAUGUGGCGGAUCUACAUUGGCUUCCAGCCACCGCCACGUGGUACGGAAGUCCCGAGGGAGACGGUAGCGACGGUGGAGCAUGUGGGUAUGGUAAUUUAGUGGAUGUGAAGCCUCUAAAGGCCAGAGUUGGGGCUGUGAGUCCAGUUCUGUUCAGAAAUGGCGAAGGUUGUGGAGCUUGUUACAAAGUAAAGUGUUUAGACAACAACAUUUGCUCUAGACGAGCAGUGACUAUAAUCGUCACCGACGAAUGCCCCGGUGGGUAUUGUUCCAAUGGCAACACCCACUUCGAUCUGAGCGGCGCCGCCUUCGGCCGCAUGGCCAUCACCGGCGAAGGUGGGCAACUCAGGAACCGAGGCGAAAUCCCAGUUAUUUACCGACGGACGCCGUGUAAGUACCCAGGCAAGCACAUUGCGUUCCAUGUCAAUGAAGGGUCGACAGAUUACUGGCUCUCACUCUUGGUUGAAUUCGAGGACGGCGAUGGCGACAUCGGCGCAAUGCAAAUCAAAGAAGCAGGGUCGGGGGAGUGGGUGGAUAUGAACCAUCUGUGGGGGGCAAAUUGGUGCAUCAUUGGAGGGCCUUUAAAGGGGCCAUUCUCAGUGAGAUUAACAACGUUGUCCACAGGAAGAAGCCUCUCAGCAAGGGAUAUAAUCCCAAGGAAUUGGUCUCCCAAAGCCACUUACACUUCCCGACUUAAUUUCUUCUCUUAAUAAACAAAGAGAUAAGAGGAGUUUUUGUUCCUUAUUAUAAUGCACAAACCCAUAUUAGCUUCCUUUUUGUUUUAUGCCUAAAGGGAAGACUCCAUGGCAGGAAAAGUAGCCGUUAUCCGUUUUCUUUAGUGAAAAAAGUGAUCGCGUUGGAGUGCGAAAUGGCAUCCAAUGAAUGUAUCUUUUGUUUGUUUAGUUUAGUUGUGGAGUGUGUUGGAUAUUGAAUAUUGAAUGUUGAUAGCCCUCUCCUAAGUGGAGAGAGAGUGUGGUGUUGUUGUGUAUUAUUAAUUCUCAUCAUCUAAAUACAAGCAUACUGCUCGAUC
Molecule: messenger RNA, 1407 nt
Organism: Cucurbita maxima (winter squash)
Lineage: Eukaryota; Viridiplantae; Streptophyta; Magnoliopsida; Cucurbitales; Cucurbitaceae
Product: expansin-B3-like
Exons: 4
Coding region: 278-1087 (269 amino acids)
Biological process (GO): sexual reproduction
Cellular component (GO): extracellular region; plasmodesma
Source: RefSeq, a predicted model, not a curated record